AUGACAUCUCUCCACGCCCUUACCAUUCCACCACUCAUCCGGGGCAUGCACAACAUCUCCGCAAUCCUCAAGAAAGCCCAAGCCUCCGGCAUUGAUGCCAGCAUCCUGCUGACGUCCCGCAUUCAUCCCGAAAUGCUUCCUUUUCCCAACCAGAUCCUCUUCCUCACCAACAUGGCCGUGCGCACUACAACAGAGAUCAACUCGUCUCUCCCUCCUUCGCCUCUUCCCCCUCUGGAAGAGAAUCCCACGUUCGACACUUUGAUUUCGCGCAUCGCCAGUGCCAUCAACUAUCUCGAGUCGGUAACGCCGGAGCAACUGGAUGGAAGGGAGGAAGCAGCUGUAAAAUUGCGGAUCGAUCGCAGGAAAUGGGCCGGGGAUAUUGCGUACGUGGAGUAUGGGACUGUAGAAUUCGUGCAGAUGCACGCGCAUCCGUAUUUCUGGUUCCAUGUCGUUACGGCGUAUGACUUGCUGAGGGCAGGUGGCGUGGAACUUGGGAAGUUUGACUUCUUAAAUGCGGCUGGGUUAAAAAGUUUCGAGUUCAGAGACGAUUGA
This is a messenger RNA of Didymosphaeria variabile, 552 nucleotides long. RefSeq lists its product as uncharacterized. The coding region runs from base 1 to 552 and encodes 183 amino acids. NCBI's taxonomy places the organism in Eukaryota, Fungi, Ascomycota, Dothideomycetes, Pleosporales, Didymosphaeriaceae. The record is from RefSeq and is a predicted model, not a curated record. The transcript has a single exon.